AUGAGUGAAGAACGCUGGGUCUCCCUCACUUCAGAAGAAUUUGACCAACUCCAGAAAUAUUCAGAAUAUUCUUCCAAGAAGAUAAAGGAUGUCUUGGCCGAAUUUAAUGAGAGUGGAAGCCUCAAACAAUUUGACUCACAUGAGACAAUUAGCUAUGACGUCUUCAAGUUGUUCAUGAGGGCAUACCUGGAGGUGGACCUGCCCCAGCCACUGAGCACGCACCUCUUCCUGGCCUUCAGCCAGAAGCCCAGACAGGAGGUCCCUGACCACCCAAAAGAGGGGACCAGAAACAGUGAGGCCAGUGCCCCAGAUUCUAAUAUACAGAAUGUGGAUAAUGCUGCCAAAGCCGAUGAGGCCUGUGCCCCUGAUAUGGAAUCAGAGAUCACCGAGAAGCAAGUGCCCGCUAAAGAUCAAGGGGCUGCAACCUCCCUGGGAAACCCUGUUGCUCAGUCUUCAGGCUCUGAACCCCCGACCGUGUACCUGAAGGAUGUCGUGUGUUACCUGUCUCUGCUGGAGACAGGGAGACCUCAGGAUAAGCUAGAGUUCAUGUUUCGUCUCUAUGAUUCGGAUGAGAACGGUCUCCUGGAUCAAGCGGAGAUGGAUCGUAUUGUCAACCAGAUGCUGCAUAUUGCUCAGUAUCUUGAGUGGGAUCCCACGGAGCUAAGGCCUAUAUUGAAGGAGAUGUUGCAAGGGAUGGACUACGACCGGGACGGCUUUGUGUCUCUACAGGAAUGGGUCCACGGAGGGAUGACCACCAUCCCAUUGCUGGUCCUCCUGGGCAUGGACGACUCUGGCUCCAAGGGGGAUGGCAGGCACGCCUGGACCAUGAAGCAUUUCAAGAAACCAACCUACUGCAACUUCUGCCACGUCAUGCUGAUGGGCGUGAGGAAGCAAGGCCUGUGCUGCACGUACUGUAAAUAUACCGUCCACGAACGCUGUGUAUCCAAAAACAUUCCUGGCUGUGUCAAAACGUACUCAAGAACCAAAAGGGGCAGCGAGGUGAUGCAGCACGCGUGGGUGGAAGGGAACUCCUCGGUCAAGUGUGAUCGGUGCCACAAAAGUAUCAAGUGCUACCAGAGUGUCACCGCGUGGCACUGCGUGUGGUGCCGGAAGACGUUUCACCGCAAAUGUGAAUUAUCCACAGUGUGUGAUGGUGGGGAACUCAAAGACCACAUCCUACUGCCCACCUCGAUCUGCCCAAUUACCCAGGACAGGCAAGGUGGGAAGUCUGAUGGUGACGCGUCAGCCAAGGGUGAACUUGUAACGCAGUACAAGAUCAUCCCCACCCCGGGUACCCACCCCCUGUUGGUCUUGGUGAACCCCAAGAGUGGAGGGAGACAAGGAGAAAGAAUUCUUCGGAAAUUCCACUAUCUGCUCAACCCCAAACAAGUUUUCAACCUGGACAAUGGGGGGCCUACUCCAGGACUGAACUUUUUCCGGGAUACUCCAGACUUCCGUGUCUUGGCCUGCGGAGGAGAUGGGACAGUUGGCUGGAUUUUGGAUUGCAUUGAUAAGGCCAACUUUGCAAAGCAUCCACCAGUGGCUGUCCUGCCUCUUGGAACAGGAAAUGACCUGGCCCGAUGUCUCCGCUGGGGAGGAGGCUAUGAAGGGGGAAGCCUGACAAAAAUCCUGAAGGAAAUUGAGCAGAGCCCCUUGGUGAUGCUGGAUCGCUGGCACCUGGAAGUCAUCCCCAGAGAGGAGAUGGAGAACGGGGACCAGGUCCCGUAUGACAUCAUGAACAACUACUUCUCCAUUGGUGUGGAUGCUUCCAUUGCACACAGAUUCCACGUGAUGAGGGAGAAACACCCCGAAAAAUUCAACAGCAGGAUGAAGAACAAGCUGUGGUACUUUGAAUUUGGCACCUCGGAGACCUUCGCAGCCACCUGCAAGAAACUCCAUGACCACAUAGAGUUGGAGUGUGACGGGGUUGGGGUGGACCUGAGCAACAUCUUCCUUGAAGGCAUUGCCAUUCUCAACAUUCCAAGCAUGUAUGGUGGCACCAAUCUCUGGGGAGAAACCAAGAAGAAUCGGGCAGUGAUCCAGGAAUGCAGAAAGGUUGUCACUGACCCCAAGGAACUGAAAUUCUGCAUCCAAGACCUCAGUGACCAGCUUCUUGAAGUGGUGGGACUAGAGGGAGCCAUGGAGAUGGGGCAGAUCUACACUGGCCUGAAGAGUGCGGGCAGGAGGCUGGCCCAGUGCUCCUCUGUCACCAUCAGGACAAACAAGCUGCUGCCGAUGCAAGUGGAUGGAGAGCCCUGGAUGCAGCCACCUUGCACGAUUAAAAUUAUUCACAAGAACCAAGCACCCAUGAUGAUGGGACCUCCCCAGAAGAGCAGCUUCUUUUCCCUGAGAAGGAAGAGCCGUUCAAAAGACUAAACAAUGUGCCAAUUGCCAGUGAAACCAAGACAGAAAACAAGAAACUGUAACACACACACAC
This is a messenger RNA of Myotis lucifugus (little brown bat), 2437 nucleotides long. It is a transcript of the gene DGKG, whose product is annotated as diacylglycerol kinase gamma. Gene Ontology annotation, biological process: lipid phosphorylation; intracellular signal transduction; diacylglycerol metabolic process. The transcript has 24 exons. Gene Ontology annotation, molecular function: calcium ion binding; ATP-dependent diacylglycerol kinase activity. Gene Ontology annotation, cellular component: plasma membrane. Lineage: Eukaryota; Metazoa; Chordata; Mammalia; Chiroptera; Vespertilionidae. The record is from RefSeq and is a predicted model, not a curated record. Bases 1 to 2376 code for a protein of 791 amino acids.